AUGGAAUCCGAUCAUAAAGGUUGCACGGACAGCUCAUUCUCAAUAAAAGAAGAAGAGGAUUUUAUCGACCUGAAAAAUGAUUUGGUGCACAAAGCUUCUUUCGCAGAACUCGAGUUAUCAACGUUUUGGAUCUCUCUUCAAAAUCAAUAUCCAGAAUUGAGCAUGAAAGCUCUUCGAAGUUUGUUACCAUUUGGCUCCUCUUAUCUCUGCGAAAUUGCAUUUUCUUCAUUGACUGAAAUUAAAUCUAAAAAACGUGAGCGACUUCAGAUGAUUGAUGGAGAGAUGCGAGUGUAUGUAAACAAACCCGAGGAUAAAGCACUGUCCGAAAACUGUCCGAAACCAAUUAACACGCACAAGACUUAG
Diachasmimorpha longicaudata is the source of this 363-nucleotide messenger RNA. RefSeq names its product protein FAM200A-like. NCBI's taxonomy places the organism in Eukaryota, Metazoa, Arthropoda, Insecta, Hymenoptera, Braconidae. The record is from RefSeq and is a predicted model, not a curated record. The transcript has 3 exons. The coding region runs from base 1 to 363 and encodes 120 amino acids.